Messenger RNA from Gilbertella persicaria, 1193 nucleotides. Its product is annotated as G protein alpha subunit. Lineage: Eukaryota; Fungi; Mucoromycota; Mucoromycetes; Mucorales; Choanephoraceae. The record is from RefSeq and is a predicted model, not a curated record. Gene Ontology annotation, molecular function: G-protein beta/gamma-subunit complex binding; GTPase activity; GTP binding. Bases 56 to 1126 code for a protein of 356 amino acids. The transcript is spliced from 3 exons. Gene Ontology annotation, biological process: G protein-coupled receptor signaling pathway. Gene Ontology annotation, cellular component: heterotrimeric G-protein complex.
UUUUUUUUUCUUUUUCUUUUUUUCUUUCCCGGUUUAAAAUAAAUAAAAAAUUGAAAUGGGCUGCUGUGCAUCCGUCGAAGAACCUGAUAAUGCUGGAAGGCUUAGAAAUGAAGAGAUUGAUGGUCAGCUUCGCAUGGAAAAAUUAAACAAUAAGAACGAAGUCAAACUUUUACUUCUUGGUGCUGGUGAAUCAGGAAAGUCAACUAUUCUAAAGCAGAUGAAGCUCAUCCAUGAUGGUGGAUUCACUCAAGAAGAAAAAGAGGCGUACAGAGAAAUUAUCUUUAGUAACGCCAUCCAGUCUAUUCAAGUUUUAUUGGAAGCCAUGGAAAAUCUCGAUAUUAAUCUCGAUAAUCCAGAAAAUCGUGAUUAUUUUGAGUUUAUUAUGGAUCAAAAACAACAGUUCAAUGACACUUAUUCUUUGUCACCCGAGGUAGUCAAGGGCAUUAAACAUUUGUGGGAGGAUGCUGGUGUCCAAGAAGCACAUAGAAGAAGAAAUGAAUUCCAACUGAAUGAUUCAGCUUCAUACUACUUUGAUUCUAUUGAGCGUAUAGGUGAUCCAAAUUAUUUACCUACCGAUCAAGAUGUACUGCGUUCACGUGUUAAGACUACUGGAAUUGCUGAAACUAAAUUUGUGUUUGGUACACUGACCUACCGAAUGUUUGAUGUGGGUGGCCAGCGCUCUGAGCGUAAAAAGUGGAUCCACUGCUUUGAAGAUGUUACUGCUAUUAUCUUUUUGGUAGCCAUUUCAGAAUAUGAUCAAGUCUUAAUUGAAGACGAGUCUGUUAAUCGAAUGCAAGAAGCCUUGACCUUGUUUGACUCUAUCUGUAACUCAAGAUGGUUUGAAAGAACUUCAACUAUUCUUUUCCUCAACAAGACAGAUUUGUUUAAACAGAAAUUAGCGUACAGUCCAUUGGAAGAGUAUUUCCCAGAUUACAAAGGAGGUGAUGACUAUGAAAAGGCGAGCAAAUAUAUCAUGCAACGCUUUGUUUCUUUGAAUUCCUCAGCCGAGAAGCAAGUCUACACACAUUUAACUUGUGCUACUGAUACAGAGCAAAUUAGAUUUGUCAUGACAGCUGUAAACGAUAUUAUCCUUCAAGCAAAUUUGCGAGAUAAUGGUCUUAUUUAAAGCAAAUACCCUUUCAUACCUUAUAUAUAUAUAAUAUUCUUUAAUACUAAAAUAAAAAUGGUUGCUU